AGCGACAGGCUGCAGGGAAGACAGGAAGGGAGAGGCAGAGAGCCUGUAGCUCAGGAAUGCGCUGCCCUUAUCUCUCACUCUCCUGCAAUCCCGGGGAAUAACUCUCCAGAGUUUGUGCCUUGCUCGCUCGCUUACUCACCCUCUGCCCUGGGUGGAGCUUCACUCUGGCCUGUCUGAGGUGAAUCAGGCUUCAGGCACGUCAGGGGGAGAGGCAGAGGCCAGAGCGAGACCCACCACCUGCACUGGCUCACCUGGGAAGCUCCCCUGCCCCUCAUGGCUCGUCGGUCCCAGAGCUCCUCACAGGGGGACAACCCCCUGGACCCUAACUACCUGCCACCCCAUUACAAGGAGUAUUACCGGCUGGCUCUGGAUGUGCUAGCUGAGGAGGGGCAAGAGAGUUAUCAUCAUUUUCUGGAUGAAGAAGGAGCCCCUGACUUUCUCUGCAGCACAGAGGUAGAUCACAUCACUCAACAUCUCCAGAAGCCCCAGUAUGCCAAUCAGGAGGGCAGCUGCAUGGAUGCCAUGCAUGACAAUGACAUGGACGGAUCUUCUGGGACUUAUUGGCCUAUGAAUUCUGACCUUGCUGUCCCUGAGCUUGAUCUGGGGUGGCCAAUGGUCUUUGGAUUCAAGGGUACUGAGGUAACAACUCUGGUGCAGCCACCACCUCCAGACAAUCCCAGCAUCAAGGAAGAAGCCCGUAGGAUGAUCCGAGCUGCACAGCAGGUAGUAGCUAUAGUGAUGGACAUUUUCACAGAUGUGGAUCUACUGAGUGAGGUGCUGGAUGCUGCUGCCCGCAGGGUCCCUGUGUAUAUCCUCCUGGACAAAAUGAACUCCCAGCUCUUCCUAGACACAGCUGCUAAGUGCAAAGUCAACCUCAACUAUAUGGAGUUCCUGAGGGUCCGGACAGUUUCUGGCCCCACCUAUUACUGCCGCACGGGGAUGUCCUUCAAAGGGCAUGUGAAAGAGAAGUUCCUGUUGGUGGACUGCAUGGUGGUGCUAAGUGGCAACUACAGUUUUAUGUGGUCCUUUGAGAAGAUUCAUCGAAGCAUCGCUCACAUCUUCCAAGGGGAGCUGGUGUCUAGUUUUGAUGAAGAAUUCCGAAUUCUCUUUGCUCAGUCAGACCCUCUCAUUCCUCCAGCCAAUGUCUUGGUGAAGGCAGAGAACCCAUUUACCAUGGCCUCCUUUGGCAACAAUAUGCCCUUCUUUCCAAAGAAACCACACCUGCUGUUCCAGAGGGAUGACAAUGUCUUUCCGCCCUUCAUGGACAGAGUCGAUCCAGAUAGAUGCUUCUUGUCAGCCUUUAGACGGGAUGAACUGAUGCGCCAUACUAUGGAGGGGUCAGCAAUGCGCAUGUAUUCUAAGAAGGCAGAAAUGGAGAAUUCUCAGAUUGAUCCUGUCAGAGGUUUAUUUCGCUCCAGGCAGUUAGAGCUGGAUUCCUUUAAGAGGCACAGCUUUGCUGAAGGAACCUUUGAAAACUUUUCUUCUUCAAAGCAGUGUUCUAGGCAGAUGUUCAUGAACAAUCUGGAUGACUUUAAAACGCAGUCCAGUCACUUUCAAAAGGACCAGUUCUACCAGUAUCAAUUUGAACAUCCCUAUGGUUCCAGCAGGCCUCAGGGGUUCUUUGAGCGAAUCCGAGGGGGUAGGCCGGGAUUCAAUGAAAUGGAGGACUAUGCACAGGACCCCAGAUACCCUGAACUUGAAUCCCACUUCCCACAAGAGGGUUUCCCCUUAAGGCUAGAUUAUGAGCAUUCAAAUUCUUCCAGGGAAGUGAGGCAUGGUUCUGACCAGGUAAACCCUGCAGGGAAUGGCCCAUUAGGGCUGAUGUCACUAAGGAGGCAAAACAUAGGACAGAAAUUCAUGUGCCAGACAUCCCCCACACAGAAGCAGAGCCUGGAACAACGACUGUUUUUACAAAACCAGGACCCAGAUCAGGACAAGAAGACCCAGGAAAAUAGAACAGGUUUGCGUAACUGGAGGAUUUCUUCAUACCUGAGUGCAUAUCAGUCAGAACCAGGAGACGAAGGCAUCCCAAUGCCCAUGGAAUCAGAGUCAUAUAAUGAUGUUUCGAGCCUUGGAGAGCCCCUCACAAAGUACCCCAGUGACCUGAUCCCAUCUUUCAAGUCUCCUAUGUCAUUUAAUAAUAAAUCAUUGGGAAUUGAAAGCGCCAAAGAGUCGGCAGGUACUGAGAGAGCAGGCGAGGAGACCUCCCUUGUGAAACAGGAUUCCUUUAGAUCCAGGAUAAAUCCUUUGAUCCAGAGGAGCUCAAGGCUCAGAUCUUCUUUGAUUUUUAAUGCUGCCAAUUUAGAUCAGCAGAAUAUGACAAUGGAGAAGGUUCAGAUGAUGCAAAAGGAGCAAAUGUCCAGUGAGAUUAUAAAAGACAAUGAAACUAUAAAGGCAGCCACCUCUUCUAAAGUGGCAGAGCUUUUAGAGAAGUAUAAAACUGUGGGCAAAGACAUAGAGAGUGCUACAGUUAGUCACACCAAAGCUGUUUCCAGUUUUCUACAGGAAGAAUCUCAGAAAAAAUGUACCAAAGCUGUUCAAUAUAAGAUCCUGGAGAGUAGGGUGCUAGACUCAAAAGAAUCCUUCAGUAGUUACAAGAUGCACAUUGAGUCUGAGAAACAGCUUGGUAUGUCUCCCUCAGCCACCCAGCUCCUUGACACACUAAGUAAAGAUCCUGUAACAAAUAUUAGCAGCAAAAUGGAAAAAUUAUCUUCUCGGUUCUAUCCUAUAGACAGCAAACCUGCUCUUCCAACAAAGGAGAACCUGAUGUUUGUAGAAGACACUCAGAAGCUUGCUCUGCCAGAGAAGAGGGAGAAACUGACAUUCAGAAGAGACACACAAGAACUAGCUGACACAGAAUUCAAGAAACCACAGGCUAGGAUAAGCACCACAUCAAUUCCUGAAAGUUUAUCCAAGAAUCAAGGGUCUGACAGCUCUCUCGAUAAAUCCGAGGAAGAGGGUGCCAAACAGGAACAGAGUCCAUUGGAAUUUUUUAGGAAAGGGUCGCUAAGGUUGAAACAGUUGCUGAACCCAAAAGCUGAAAAGAAAUCAGAGGAAGAAACCAUUCUUGAGAGUGGAAAGUUUGACAAGCAGACCAUGAGCCUUAAACGAUCUUCAAAGGGGGAAUUUCAGGAAGUGAGGGAGGAAGAGAAAUCCCAAAGGAUCACAACAGCACCUGCUCUCAAAAGCAACCAGCCGUCUCAGACCAGGUUUGCUUCUUCCACGGCAAACAUUCUAUACAGCAGCAACCUCCGUGAUGACACAAAGGUGAUUCUGGAGCAAAUUUCUGCCAACAGUCAGAAGAACAGAGCUGAGUUGGCCAAGCAACUACCUUCCACAAGUAAUCCUGAUCUUACCAAGUCUACCAGCAGCUUGGAAUAUAAAGGCGAGAAGGAGAAAAGCUGCAACAUUAGCAGGUCAGAAAGUUUUGGGAGCCAUAAGAGGAAUCUUCAGAAGCAACCAUCAGAGGACAGAGAUACCCUUCUGAAAAAGAUGGAGAAUAUGCGAAAGGAGAAACGGGUCUAUAGUAGGUUUGAGGUCUUCUGCAAGAAGGAUGAACAACCAAUUCAGAGUGAUGGGGAAUAUGACACAGAUGCCAAAGACAAGAAAAUGGGAAAAUUCAUGCCCAAACUCCUGGGGACCUUCAAAACCAAAAAGUGACCUUAGAAAUGCUGCCUAAAUCCCAACUCCAGGGGCUGUAAUUACUGUCUGUCAAUGGAGAAAGGGGAGGUUAUGCUUCAGUGAUGGACACUAGUAACAUACUGAAUACUCCUUCAUGUUGUUGAGUGCGCAGUUGUGCAACACUGGCCUCCUACAGCAUGAUUUCCUCAUACAGUUACAUGGUGAAAGGCAAUUUUACUGCAAUAGGAUCCAAAUUAUAAAAAAAUUAAAUCAACAGAUUGUUUAAAACAAAAAUAAAGUGGAGUCUAUUUAUCAUCUGCAGAGGGAAGCUCCUCAGCAGACAGAACAAGCUUGCUAUUAUUUGGGGAGGGGUGAAACUAUAAUGCAAAGCUCUGCCCUGAGUCAGGGAAGUCCAUACUUCUCAUUUACAAGAACAAUACUGAUUUUUGGAUAUUUCUCAGGUUGUGGUCCAUUUUUUCCACAUAUGUGGUACCAGGAGGAUCUUUGACAAUUUCCAGGAGCAAGAUCUUGCAGUAAAUUCUUUGCCCUUACCUGUAGUUAUGACCCUGUCCAUCGGCACAUGUCCAGCUUUUAUACGUAGCAUUGUAUAACCUUAUGGGUGUUUUUAAAUAUAGUUGAAAAUAUUAUUGCUUUAGAGGGGGAGGCAUUAGCAGGCAGCUGGAAGGCAGCAGCAGAGGGAAUUUACAUGCCAUGCUGGGAUAAAGAGGUGUCUCUAGUUUAAAUUAGCCAAGCUAGUAGGGCACUGAAUCAAGCCUGUACAAUGCAGCCUUCGUCAAGCAGAAUCUUCCUUGAGGGUGUACCACCAAGAAGAGGUGUUUUCUCUCAGGGAGGGAUUUGUAGCAGAGGAUAAGCCAUUUCAAGUGUUAGCAGGUUCCCCCAUUGUGAUGACAGGAGAGGGAGGAGGGGUUCAGACAAAAGGAAGAAAUAACUGAGCUUUACUGUAACUUAUCUUUUCUUAAUGCUCAGCAAUGUUUUUUUCUUACAUAGAUUUCUUUCAGGUGUUUGGUACCAGGCCUGGCCCAGACCAGCCUGUUUGGUUCAUACUGUGGUAUUGGAUUGUCUGGCAGGACAGUGGGCGGAGGGUGGGUGUCAAAAAAAAAGAAGAACAUUGUACAUAAGGUUUUUUGCCUUGUAUCUGUUGUUCUUCAGCCUGGGACUCUCUCUUUUAGGCAACACAGCAGCAGUGGCAAUGGGUCUCAGUGCUGGAAAUUAAAUCUGACUUUAUAUUUUUAUCUGUGUGCCUACAGGUACAAAUAAACACAUUUGGUAAAUUAAAAAAUAAAUGCAUAAAAAGUCACAGCAAGCUCAAGUCCUCUGCUGGCAAGGCAGCCGAGAAGAACAUCUUAUGGUACCUGGGCUGUGGGAAGGGAGAAAUAAUUCCUUUGAAAAUAGGCAACAAGACUUCUGAGAAUCAGUUCUGGCCACCUUCCUUUACUCCAUAUGACUGCCAGAAGCUCAGUUCCCCAUUACAAUUGUGGUUCCCUCCUAGCCUCAGAGAUUGGGAGUUUACCUGCAGUCUAGGCCAUUAUGUGACAACUGUACCUGUGGAAAGAGGCCCAUACCUCUUAUUGGAAGUGGCUGCCUUAUUCCUUUGGACUGUGUUUCUCACAAGGGGAGGCCAAUUAUAUAAGGGCUGAGGCCUAACUCAUGCAUAUCAGGUGCUCCUUAGUUCCCGCAACAACAAGCAAGGUGGAAAGUCAAGCAAAAACAAAAGAGGAAUGUAGCAGAGAACUGUGUUUUAGAACUCUAUUAGAGCCACAUCUACAAGACAGGUUUCAGAGUAGCAGCCGUGUUAGUCUGUAUCCGCAAAAAGAAAAGGAGUACUUGUGGUACCUUAGAGACUAACACAUUUAUUUGAGCAUAAGCUUUCGUGAGCUACAGCUCACUUCAUCGGAUGCAUGCAGUGGAAAAUACAGUGGGGAGAUUUUUUAUACACAGAGAACAUGAAACACUGGGUGUUACCAUACACACUGUAACGAGAGUGAUCAGGUAAGGUGAGCUAUUACCAGCAGGAGAGAAAAAAAACCUUUUGUAGUGAUAUUCAAGGUGGGCCAUUUCCAUUUUCUCUCCUGCUGGUAAUAGCUCACCUUACCUGAUCACUCUCAUUACAGUGUGUAUGGUAACACCCAUUGUUUCAUGUUCUCUGUGUAUAAAAAAUCUCCCCACUGUAUUUUCCACUGCAUGCAUCCGAUGAAGUGAGCUGUAACUCACGAAAGCUUAUGCUCAAAUAAAUGUGUUAGUCUCUAAGGUGCCACAAGUACUCCUUUUCUAUCUACAAGACAGUGAUCAAAUGAUCCUAAAGGACUGGGCAGACUAUCUCUUCCUCUCCUGUGUCCUACACUGAAGAAUAUUUUCCAUCCCUAUCUGAAGAAUCUCUCCAACUUCACAGCCCCGCUCAUGUUUCACCUGGUGCAUAUGUUGUGGGUAGGAAGUAAGUGCCCUUACUUUGAACUAUCCUUCUGAGUUUUCCUGCCAACUCCAGUGAGAUUGAGAAACAACUGAUGCCCCUUCCAUGAUUACUAAGAUUGCAGGUUUGUCAUAGCAGGAAAAAAAAGUCACGUAUUGUGGUUUUCCCAUUUGGCCAUGACUUUUUUUUUGUGUCCACAACUCAUCCUGAAGUGGCAGCUCAUACAAUUCUUGUCCCAUGGUUUGAGCUUGGCUCCCUGUUCUGCAUGCCCUGGGUUGCAAACCUGCUCAAGUUUGACCUGCCAGACCCUCCAUCAUGACUGGGUGGGAGAAGGGCAAGGGAGAAAACUUCAAUGAAUGGCAUUGUGCCCGGGUGAACUGGGCCACAGAACCGCUCAGGUUUGGCCUGCCUGACAUUCUAUCAUGACGGAGCAGUCAGGCAAACCUAAGCAGUGCUGUGAACCAGUGUGCCCAGUUGCAAUGCCAGGAGCAAGGUGCUGGGCCCAGCAUCAUGGGACACAGGAGCCACAGGAACUGCCACUUUGGGAUGAGUGCAGGGCACUGGGCCCAGAACCGUGGGCCACAGGAGCUGUCACUAGGGUGAGUGCAGAGUGCCAUGGCCAGUCCUAUGGGACAAAGAAGCCAGUUGUGGGGUGAUUGUGGGGUGGGUUCUCUCCGCAGCAGCUCCCACCAGCUUCCCCUCUGCACUCAGCCAGGAUUAGGGUUGCAGUGCUGGAAUGGAGGGUCCUGCUGCAGGUGGUUGGUGCCUUUUUAUUUUUUUUAAAUAAAAAAACCCCAUUUUUAAAAUUUUUGAUUAAAAAAAUGCUGAAAUAAAGCUGCAGCCCUAAUGAACAAGUACCAGAGCUGGAGCUACAAGCUCAGCAACCCUGCUACAGGUAUGUGGAUGACAGGUGGGGGAAGGGCCGAUUGAGUGCCGACAGUCGACAGUAGCUUUAUUUAUGUCUUAAAGAAUUAAAGGUUUCAAGAUGCCUAGCUGUCAUGCUAACAGCACUACAUAAAUUAAUUAAAUUUUCAGUGAAAAAUGGUGGUUACUUUAUUGGUUGCUGGAAGCAGUGUCAAAUGAAGCCCUGUGUGGCUGGAUUUCCCAAUUUGAAGAAUGGGCUAUUCAGGAAGCCUCACUAGUGAUGACUGAAAUCUCUAGUGAUCAAGAUUAUAUCGCCUUUCUAACAUGAACAGUUCAAUUAGACGUAAAUAUAUUAGCACAAAGAAAUGACCAGAGAAGUACGGAGGAGCUGGCCAAAAACACAAUAAGGAGCCUAAAGGGCAUUUUAAAUUUACUCCAUGUUGCAAAUAAUACUAGGAGGAAGAUGGCACAAGAGUUCAUACAGUAGAACAGAACAGUCUUGUUCCUGUACGGAGCUUCAUCUCUUUUCUUAUUCAGUUUCUUGCUACUGUUAUAUAUUAAGAGGAUGCUAUCUAAGCCGUUCUGUAUAUUGUGGUGCAUAAAAUAAACAAAUUAAUUUUUACUAAAACACUGUGUUGGAGUCAGAUUUCACACACACAAUUGUUUAGUGAAGCAAUAUGAUGGUGAGCUGAAUGCUGUAGGUGAGAUGAGGGAGGGAAGAAUGUCAAAGCCAGGCGAGCAGUGAGCUGGAGGGUCACAGAUUACCUGACCUGUAAAUAUUUUCCAGCUGCACUUUCUUUCCCCAAAUAAAAAGAGAUUGUUAAAAAGAAAAGAGCCUCAGUGAAGUGUGGCUAAUAUCAAGAGAAAAAAAUAAAAACAGCAUGACACAUUCUACACCAAGUUCUACACCUCUAAUAACUUUAUAUAUGAAAUCAGUAACACCCAGAAGCCCUAGUCAAGUCAUGGCCAUAUUGUUCAAGGUGCUGUACAA
Dermochelys coriacea (leatherback sea turtle) is the source of this 7904-nucleotide messenger RNA. RefSeq names its product family with sequence similarity 83 member H (gene SACK1H). Gene Ontology annotation, biological process: protein localization to cytoskeleton; positive regulation of cell migration; intermediate filament cytoskeleton organization. The transcript is spliced from 5 exons. Gene Ontology annotation, molecular function: keratin filament binding. The coding region runs from base 274 to 3660 and encodes 1128 amino acids. Lineage: Eukaryota; Metazoa; Chordata; Testudines; Dermochelyidae. The record is from RefSeq and is a predicted model, not a curated record. Gene Ontology annotation, cellular component: keratin filament.